UACAACUUAAAUGGACUUCGAAGGACGUAAACUAGUUAAGAUUGCCUAGUGUUCUUAUUAAUAUUAGUUUGCUGCCAACUACUUAACUAGAAGUUCAUGCAUCUCUCCCCUUUGCUAUGAUGUAUCGAGCGUCUCUAUAAAUACCGCAUCUCCAUCCCUCGAGCACAACCACAAGGAGGCAAAAAAAGGGAUCAGUAAGAAGAAGAAAGAAACUAUGGCCAUAACUGCAUUUCCCGACUCUAGUUCAAUCGUAACGCUCCUCUCGGAGAGCACCGUCUUCCCCGAGCGUCCCACUCGUCCGAGCCUCUCCAAGCUCACCGCCUCCGACCUCCCCAUGCUCUCCGUCAACUAUAUUCAGAAGGGCGUACUCUUCCCCACAUGCCCCGCUGUCUCCGGGGACGCCCUUCUCCAACUCAUCAAGGCCGCCCUCUCCCGCACCCUCGUCUACUUCCCCAUGCUCGCCGGCCGCCUCCGGACCGACUCCAGCGGCUUCGUCUACGUUGAUUGCGACGAUUCGGGAGUCCCGUUCGUCCACGCUGCUGCCCCCAGCGUCAUGCUCGGCCACGUUUUAGCGCCGAACGACGUGCCGGUAUUCGUGCGCCAGUUUUUUGCCCUCAACGAUGCUGUCAGCUACGACGGCCAUUUCAUGCCCCUGGCCGCCGUCCAGGUGUCUGUGCUGGCUGACGGAGUCUUCAUCGCGGCAACCGUCAACCACGCAGUCGCCGACGGCACAUCCUUCUGGAACUUCUUCAACACUUGGGCUGAGAUCGCGCGGGGGUCGAACGAGGUCUCGCGCCCGCCUGAGACUCAUAGGUUCUUCGUCAAAGAUUCAGCGGCGGUUCUCCGAGUCCGGUUCGAGGGCAGCCGUAAUGCGCCGGGUAAGAUCCUGACUCCUCCGACGGCUCCGGUCAGGGAGCGGAUAUUCCGCUUCAGCCGGCAGGCGGUUCUCGACCUGAAGGAGCUCGCUAACAAGGGGAAGCUCUUCAACAGGGAGAUGAUGGAGGUCGAGGUGAUGGGUAAGGAAAGCAACGAUGUUUGGAAAAAGGCCAAGUCCUGCAAUGGCCAAAGGGCAACAAGCGCAGCGAGCUGGCCGAGAAGAGUGUCGCCGACGGCGGAAGUAUCGUCGUUUCAAUCGUUAUGCGCGCAGAUCUGGAGGUCGGUGACGCGCGCGAGGAGGCUUCCCUCGACGAAAAGGACGACAUUCCGGAUGGCAGCGAACUGUCGGCACCGGCUGAACCCCCCGCUUCACCCUGAGUAUUUCGGGAACGCCAUCCAGAGCAUCGCGACGGCCGCCGAGGUGGGUGAUCUCCUCAAGCGGGAGAUUGGGUGGGCGGCAGGGAUGCUCCACCGCGGGGUGGUGGAGCACGGAGACGCGACUAUCAGGGGGAUGGUAGACGAAUGGGAGAAGGCGCCGCGGGCGUUCCCGCUCGGGAACGCCGACGGGGCGUCUAUAACCAUGGGCAGCUCCGCCAGAUUCCCCAUGUACAACAACGACUUUGGGUGGGGCCCGCCGGUGGCUGUGAGGAGCGGACGAGCGAACAAGUUCGACGGGAAGAUGUCGGCGUUUCCCGGCCGGGAUGGCUCCGGGAGCGUCGACGUCGAGAUGUGCCUCGCCCCCGACACCAUGGCGCUGCUCGAGCGCGACCCAGAGUUCAUGCGGUACGUCACCGCCGCGCCAUAGACACACUACCGCCCCGCGGUUCAGCCGAGAUAUGAGAACCGAAGCUUUAUCAAGAACUCCGUUUUCUGCGGCGAUUUUUGUGUGUUUCCUACGUAUUAAAACUGUAAACAGAUAUUC
Molecule: messenger RNA, 1798 nt
Organism: Nymphaea colorata (pocket water lily)
Lineage: Eukaryota; Viridiplantae; Streptophyta; Magnoliopsida; Nymphaeales; Nymphaeaceae
Exons: 1
Coding region: 215-1681 (488 amino acids)
Source: RefSeq, a predicted model, not a curated record